AUGGCCGAGCCUCCAUCACCCUCUAUGGGUCACCAUGCUGACUUUGUUGAAAGAAGACCUCCAGCUUUCUUCACUGGGCUAGCCUCCACCCUCCCUGCAGAAGAGUCGCUUCUGCUGAAGGACUGCAAGUGCCGCUCCCGCCUCUUCCCCAGGACCUGGGACCUGAGGCAGCUGCAGGUGAGGGAGCGCCCCGUGGCUUUGGAGGCUGAGCUGGCCCUGACGCUGAAGGUCCUGGAGGUGACUGCUGAUGCUGUCAGCCUGGUGGAUGUCUUGGACCAGCCCCUUCACACCCUGCACCACAUCCGCUCCCAGCUCCGGGUCUGUAUCCAGCCUCAGCCGACGGCAGGGCCCAGGCCCCAGGGCCACAUCCACCACUGGCUGCACCGGCUCCAGGAGGCCCCGAGGAGGAUGAGAGACCCAGGAGGGGGACUGGGUCAUUUGGGUCCUGGGGGAGAAUGGCAGCGCGCUGGGCCGCGGCGGGGCACUGCCACCACGUCCUCACUGCGCCCGCUGCUGCUGGCCCUGGCCCUGGCCCUGGCCGCCGUGCCGUGCGCCCAGGGCGCCUGCCCCGCGUCCGCCGACCUCAAGCACUCGGACGGGACGCGCACUUGCGCCAAGCUCUACGACAAGAGCGACCCCUACUAUGAGAACUGCUGCAGGGGCGCCGAGCUGUCGCUGGAGCCGGGCGCAGACCUGCCCUACUUGCCCUCCAACUGGGCCAACACCGCCUCCUCGCUUGUGGUGGCCCCGCGCUGCGAGCUCAUCGUGUGGUCCCGGCAAGGCAAGGCGGGCAAGACGCACAAAUUCUCUGCCGGCACCUACCCGCGCCUGGAGGAGUACCGCCGGGGCAUCUUGGGAAACUGGUCCAACGCUAUCUCCGCGCUCUACUGCAGGUGCAGCUGAUGCUUUGCUGGUCUCUCAUCUGCAGCUUCCACAGAGUGCCAGACCCCUCACUCAGCCCAUUCCUGGGCUCUGCUGCGGGGCCCCAAGACCCAGGAGAAGGAGCGUUCUGCCCGCCCCUCCCACCUCCCCUGCAAUACAGCCUUUGUGCACUGGUC
Cercocebus atys (sooty mangabey) is the source of this 1058-nucleotide messenger RNA. It is a transcript of the gene SYCN, whose product is annotated as syncollin. Gene Ontology annotation, biological process: cell surface receptor signaling pathway via JAK-STAT; exocytosis; positive regulation of immune response. Gene Ontology annotation, cellular component: secretory granule membrane. Gene Ontology annotation, molecular function: cytokine activity. Lineage: Eukaryota; Metazoa; Chordata; Mammalia; Primates; Cercopithecidae. The record is from RefSeq and is a predicted model, not a curated record.